Molecule: messenger RNA, 8646 nt
Organism: Caenorhabditis sp. 36 PRJEB53466
Lineage: Eukaryota; Metazoa; Nematoda; Chromadorea; Rhabditida; Rhabditidae
Source: the annotation of a GenBank genome assembly
AUGUUAGGAGCGGUUUCGGACACGCUCACGGAUGCAGGACACGAUUUGGUUAGUCGGAAAUUCCGCAAAGCCUUCUAAAAACGUCGAUUCUAGACAGUUCUGAUGCCGGCUGUCGACAUCAAACAGUACAACAAGACGGCGAUGAAAUCGACGAAGAAGAUCAUAAAAGUCGAGCCGGGACAGGAAACGACAAAGACGUUGGAGACGAUGCAAGAGUUCAUGACACAACUCUGGACCGUCGACACUUCCAAUCCGCUUUUCAUGGCUUUUGUAAUGGUUUCGAUGAAUUUGCGCACGUAAACCGGGCUGUAAAUGUUCAGCACGCGCCCGCAAUGUCCGCCAUAUUCGCGACGCAGUGCAGAAAAGUGAUGGAAGAUGGGCAGUUGUUGGACACGUUGAAAGCCGAGAACUUUGACCUCGCCAUCACGGAACCCUUCGACACUUGUGCCUAUGGUGGGUCUCUGUUUCACCCCCCUCUCACGGAACCCCAGCAAUUCACGUGCGCUAAACAAGGCGCCUAACGCGUAAUUUCGGAGCGUCGUUGUAGAGUUUCUCAUUCCAAUUUUCCCGUUUUUUUGCAUUAUCCCCAUCUUUUCAGAACCAAUCAGUGUCAAAACUUAUGAGAAUGAUUGGAAAUGAAUAAAAAAUGAAAUUUUAACUGCUUCGUCAUCAAUUUCGAAACGUUUUAUGUGAAAAUUACAGAAUUUUUUCCUUUUGGAAUCGAAAAUUUGCCUCAAUUAUCUCAAUUCUGUAUAUUUUUCGACGGUUGAGCGCUUAAAAGAUGCGCAAUAAACUCCUUGUUUGACUGGACGGUUCGAAUGACAGUGUUCGAACUCGAUUCGGCAAAUGUUCGUUAAAACUCCGUUUUUUUUCAGUAGUUUUCGACAAAAUCCCUCAAUUUGGUCAAUUCUGAACGAAUCUGCUCCGUUUCGCGCUUAAAUCGAUUCUUUUAACUCGCAAAGAACAAAAUUUGAGUGUUGAUUAAGAGAAAAACGAACGAAUUCUGGUUUUCAAUUGAAAAAAGAGACUCCGAGUCGACGGUGGAUGCAAGCGCGCCCCAUUGACAACUCGCGUGCGCAUUGGAAUGCUGGGGUUCCGUGACGCCUCUAAAUCGACGCGCUAAAAAACGAUUGCAGCGCUGUUCGAGGCGAUUUCGGUGCGAGCCCACGUGGCAGUGCUCUCAUGCUCCCGUCUCGAUCACGUAUCCGCAGCGAUCGGACAGCCGAUCGCGGCGAGUUACGUGCCCGGCACACAAUCGAGCUACGGAGAGCGGAUGACGACGUGGCAGCGAUUCAUGAACUCACUUCAGUUCAUCAUGGGCAACCAUCUGUUCGCCUACAUUGGCGACAAGAACUAUGAGGCCGUCAAGGAUAUUGUGCACAUCAAACGGAGUUGGCGGGUGAGCAGUGUUGUUUUUCGAGCUGUUUACACAUCGAAAAUAUUAUUUUUUUUUGCCGCGUCGAAAGUCUCCGAAAACCCGCAAAUCUCGCGGAUUUUGCAGUCCAAAGUCGGCAGAAAUUUGCGGGAAAUCCGGGGUGCGCACAGCUGAACGAGUGUUACCGUACACCAUAAAACUACGGUAUUUUUUGAAAAUUUACCCAAGAAAUUUGAAAAUUUUCAAAUAUUCUCGAGAAAUUUAAAUUUUUCCAAAAAAUACCGUUGAAAAUUUACCCAAGAAAUUUGAAAAAUUUCAAAUAUUCUCGAAAAAUUUAAAUUUUUUCAAAAAAUACCGUUGAAAAUUUACCCAAGAAAUUUGAAAAAUUUCAAAUAUUCUCGAGAAAUUUAAAUUUUUUCAAAAAAUACCGUAGUUUUAUGGUGUACGGUAACACUCGUUCAGCUGUGCGCACCCCGGACUGCAAAAUCCGCGAGAUUUGCGGGUUUUCCGAGACUUUGGACGCGGCAUUUAGGAAGUCCUUCCGGAAGCCUCGUACAUCUUCACCAACCACAUCCCUCUCAUGGACUUCCCGGCGCCAACUUUCGACAAAAUCGUUCCGAUCGGUGGAAUUUCUGUGCAAACUCAACGAAAAGCGCUUCAACUCCCAGCGAAAUGGGAUCGAAUUUUGGCGCUUCGUAAGAGAAACGUGCUCAUCUCGUUCGGUUCAAACGCCAAAUCCGUUGACAUGCCGGAGGAGUUCAAGUGAGCCAAAAGCCAAGAUUCCCGAGCACCGUAUCUUUCAGACAAAACAUACUAAACGUUGCGGAAAGUAUGCCGGACGUCACGUUCAUUUGGAAGUACGAAAAUGAGAAGGAAACAUUGGCGGAUCACGUGGACAACCUGUUUUUGGGCGAAUGGCUUCCGCAGAACGAGUUGCUCGGUGAGUGUUUUGUGUACGUGUUGUUUUUCGAUCGCAAUACGCACGGUCUCCCACGGCGCGAAUGAUUUCAAUGGGGCGCACUUGCAACAGGCGGGCUGUGUCGAUUUACGCGGCGGCCGAUUAAUUAAUUUUCAACGGGAGUUCGCAUUCUUUCCAUGUUUUCUGUACAAUACACCUAUUUUUUUGUACGCCUGGAACCUGGAUUCGAAUAAUUAGAGCACUAGCGUUUUGGCAACAGAAAUCUCGCAUAUCGUUGAGAAUUAGCCGAGUUAUUUCGAUUUGAAGGUUUUGGCCUGGAUUUUGAUGUUUUUCGAAUAGUUUUCGAAAACUGCUCAAGAAAACUAACCGCCGGAACCUGAAUUUUGUGAAGAAAGAUUCAGCGAACAUUUUUAUCGUUCGUUGCGCUCAUGAAAUGCAAAAUGAGCUGAAAUAUAAAGGUUUGAAGUUUUGACGAAAUGCGAAAAAAACGCUGAAAAAUAACGGUUUCCAAUCGGUAAAAUAUUGUUUUCUAGACGUUUUUCAAGUCAAAAAGAAAGAAAUAAUGGUCGUAAACUCGAAUUGAACUCCAUUCUUAGACCUGCAAAUUUUCAAAAGUUACAACGACACUCCGCAAUUUACGAGCGCACUGUGUUUAGCAUUAGCGCCCCCUGGGAGACCGUGCAAUGCUCUUCAUUUACAGGCGAUCCUCGGCUGACCGUAUUCCUAACUCACGGCGGAUUGGCCAGUGUCACCGAGUUGGCGUUGAUGGGAAAACCGGCGGUUAUGGUGAGUUGCCUGACGAAUGAUUUGCGAUUUUUCAAUAUCCCAAACAGGUUCCCUUGUUCGCCGACCAGACUAGAAACGCGGAAAUGCUCAAAAGACACGGCGGAGCGGCGGUCCUUCAUAAAUCCGACCUGGCCAGUGCGGAGACGGUUAGACGUACACUGAAAGAAGUGAUGGAGAACGAGAAGUGAGCAAUUUGGCUGAAUAUUUGAUUUAGGAGAAUAUUUGAACGAAUUUUUCAGGUAUCAGAGGAAUGCGGAGCGGUUUGCCGAAAUGCUGAACAACCAGCCGACGAAUCCGAAGGAGACUCUCGUCAAAUACGUGGAAUUCGCGGCCAGAUUCGGAAAACUGCCGUCGCUCGAUCCGUACGGCCGUCAUCAGACCUACAUCGAAUACUUUUUCCUCGACAUUAUCGCCAUUUCGCUUUUCGUUGUGCUCACUGCCGUUUAUGCGUCUUUCCGUCUUGUUCGUUGUGCUUUCCGAUCUGUUUUCAGUGUGAGAAAGGUGAAAAAUGAGUGAUUGUAAAGUGGAAGGAUUAUAAUAAAUGUGUGAACAUCUCUUAAAAGUUACGUAACUUCGGUAUUCAGAAAGAACCCCUGUAUUUCCAUAAAACCCUUGUACUUUCAUGGAAAGUACUGUGCAAGCAAGCACAUUAUUAAGGCGACAAUCUCUAGUAUUGUCCGUUUCCCGAAUCGCUCUGGCCGCUGUCUAGACUCGAGGCGUUUUGUCCGAUCGGCCAGGAGACGGAUCUGAUUGUUAAGCGCGUUGGCCGACUAUUGAAUGUUGUUCCAAACGCGUCGUGUGUACUAACUACAUAGUGUUCCCUCCCCACUUCUCUGCGUCAAUUCCGUCUUUCUCUCUCGCGCGGGACCUUCUAUUGUCUCUUCAUUCAUUUGUUGUACUCCGAAUGCCCUACCGGCGCGUUCUUAUACGUUUGCUAUUGUGUUAGACCCUCCUCAACCUGAUUAUUAUCGAUCAUAAUAACUUCGAGUUCGGCUCAAGCACGCACAACUCGGUCCGUUCCGCGCGAACGCAUUCAAUCGAUUCGGCAUCUGCGUUCGUGCCAUCUGCCCCCCCGUCUGCCGCCCGUGGGGGAACACCAAACACCAACUGUUCCCUGCGGGCGGAGGGACCACACAAAUGACCUUAUGGCCCACAUCCUACCCUUUGGCCUUCUCCCCCUCAAACCAAUCUUAUCGUGUGGGCGAACACACACACGCACACACACAUACAACUCUUCGCGUUCAUUCUAUGAUAGAUUAGAUAGUGUCUGAUUUUUGAUAUUGUUCAUUAUUAUUGUUAUUGUCCGCAUCUUGUAGACUCUCAUUUCCACACGACGUUGUGGCCGUGGCCUAGAAAGCUCUGGUGUGAUCUCAAACUCCGUUAGUUCAGAGUUGAGCCGAAGAACUCAACGGAAGAACACGGAAGAAUUUUUAUCUUUUUUAGAAAAUUUUUUCAUGAAAUUUGAUCAACUGACGAAAUGUAUAGCAAAGUGAACUGUGCUCAUAGAAAAAUACUUGUAAAUUUACGUUUUCAUACAAAAAAGUUAUUCGAGUUGUUCCGUGAAAAAGGGGGUGAACGAAUAACAACUCGAAUAACUUUUUUGUAUGAAAAAAUAAAUUUACAAUUAUUUUUCUACGAGCAGAAUUCAUUUUGCUGUACAUUUCGUCAGUUGAUCACAUUUCAUGAAAAAAUUUUCUAAAAAAGAUAAAAAUUCUUCCGUGUACCGCGCGCGCAGUCAACGUUGUGGCCGUGGCCCAUUGCAGUUUGAGAUCACACCAGAGCUUUCUAGGCCACGGCCACAACGUUGACUGCGCGCGCGGUACACGGAAGAAUUUUUAUCUUUUUUAGAAAAUUUUUUCAUGAAAUUUGAUCAACUGACAAAAUGUAUAGCAAAGUGAACUGUGCUCAUAGAAAAAUAAUUGUAAAUUUAACUUUUCAUACAAAAAAGUUAUUCGAGUUGUUCCGUGAAAAAUGGGGUGAACGAAAAACAACUCGAAUAACUUUUUUGUAUGAAAAGCUAAAUUUACAAUUAUUUUUCUAUGAGCACAGUUCAAUUUGCUCUACAUUUCGUCAGUUGAUCACAUUUCAUGAAAAAAUUUUCUAAAAAAGAUAAAAAUUCUUCCGUGAGUUCUUCCGCUCAACUCUGCGCCGCGGUUCCGUUUAUAAACAGAGUUAUAGGCCCCCCUUCAAACAUGAACAACUCGGCAUUUCGAACGUUUGAAGCACUACCCGCAAUGCCGUUAGGUAUCAUUUUAAACCAUCUGAACCCGAUUCAAGUGUAAGUGCGCCACUAUUCCGACAAUUUCGCGCCGACUUUUGCUUUUUUCUAGAAUCGCUGGCGCACUUUUAUCGAAAAAGUGUGAGCCUGAAUCGGUGCUGAGUCUGAAUAGACGAAACUUGUCGCCGAAAAUCAUUCUGGACGCUGGACGAAUCACCUACGAGAAUGAGUUGGCGUUGGUGUAUGUUCAGUUCAAGGACGAGAGGGAUCCGAAGAACUUUGCGCUCUCAUUGCAACUCCCGAACGCGGCGUUUCCGGAUUUGGAGCAGAGCUAUGGUUUGAGCGAGAACUAUUAUCAUGGGUAGGCGGAAAUACUGUAUGCCGCGUCCAAAGUCCCGGAAAACGCGCAAAUCUCGCGGAUUUUGCAGUCCAAAGUCGGCAGAAAUUUGCGGGAAAUCCGGGGUGCGCACAGCUGAACGAGUGUUACCGUACACCAUAAAACUACGGUAUUUUUUGAAAAUUUACCCAAGAAAUUUGAAAAAAAUUUCCAAUAUUCUCGAGAAAUUUAAAUUUUUUUCAAAAAAAUACCGUUGAAAAAUUCACCCAAAAAAAUUUGAAAAAUUUUCAAAUAUUCUCGAGACAUUUAAAUUUUUUCAAAAAAUACCGUUGAAAAUUUACCCAAGAAAUUUGAAAAAUUUCAAAUAUUCUCGAGAAAUUUAAAUUUUUUCAAAAAAUACCGUUGAAAAUUUACCCAAGAAAUUUGGAAAAAUUGCAAAUAUUCUCGAUAAAUUUAAAUUUUUUCAAAAAAUACCGUUGAAAAUUUACCCAAGAAAUUUGAAAUAUUUCAAAUAUUCUCGAGAAAUUUAAAUUUUUUCAAAAAAUACCGUAGUUUUAUGGUGUACGGUAACACUCGUUCAGCUGUGCGCACCCCGGAUUUCCCGCAAAUUUCUGCCGACUUUGGACUGCAAAGUCCGCGAGAUUUGCGGCGUUUCCGAGACUUUGGACGCGGCAGUAUAAAGUUAGUUACUCUUUUAUGUGUUUCAGAACUCGAUCGAUCAUCUGCAAGUCGAACUCAAUGGAGACGUUGGGAAAACAAUUCGAGCAUUUUCUGAAGCUCAUCUCCGACUCAUUCCCCUCGUUCCAACUGAAGACGGUCACGUUUGAGUGGAGUAGAAUGCAACGGUUCCUGCCGAACUUGAGAAGCGCGCUCGAAAAGUAUGAUGUCAAAAGUGUGGAAAUCACGUACGAAGAGCACUCUCUUGACGGAAACCAACUCUUGGCGUUGCUGUCGAGUGGAAAAUCGAUCGACGGUGUGCAGUUCCAUCCGGUUCCGAUCAUGGACAACCGCAAAACGGCGUGGUUGACCGAGAGACAGUUCAUCGCGCUCAACUUUCGGAGCAUCGAAUUCUUGUUUCCGACGUUCAACAUCAUUCCCUACUUCAAGGCGUUCUUGCGAAACUGGAUGGCCGGGCGGAGCCGGGGAGUCGAACAACUUGAGCUUCACUUCAACCCAUUUCAAAACGUGCGUCCGAACAUGAAUGACAUUGUGCACGGACUCGGCGCAGUCGCCUGGAACCAAGCACUAAGGGACAAAAAGUACAUGUAAGUGCGAUUGCCCAAACGCGUACAUAUCAGAGAUGUUGGGAAUUCCGUGUUCCGUGUUCCGCGUUUUUUUUCAAUAUUUUUCCCGUGUUCCGUGUUCCGUAAAAAUUCCGUGUUCCGUGUUCCGUAAAAAUUUUUCCGUUUUCCGUGUUCCGUGUUCCGUAAAAAAAUUUUUUCCGUUUUUCCGUGUUCCGUGUUCCGUAAAAAUUUUUCCGUUUUCCGUGUUCCGUGUUCCGUAAAAAAAAUUUUCCGUUUUCCGUGUUCCGUGUUCCGUAAAAAAAAAAUUUUCCGUUUUCCGUGUUCCGUGUUCCGUAAAAAAAAAAUUUUCCGUUUUCCGUGUUCCGUGUUCCGUAAAAAAAAAUUUUCCGUUUUCCGUGUUCCGUGUUCCGUAGAGUAAAAUUUUUAUUCCCAACAUCUCUGGUACAUAUUUGACUCAUAUUUCAGGAAGGAACGCUAUCCACCGUACCACCUCACGUUCAUCGACUUGUCCCGGGGACGCGACCUGAUCCGAGCCGACGGGAUCGUCGGAACCGUCCACACUUACGAGUACGAAGGCUCGACCGUACUCGCAUUCUACGUGUGGACCGAGCUGUUUCCGAUGCGCACUCGAACGGCGCCGCUGAAAGCGCGGCGUGACGAGGCGAAACGCUACCUGGCGGAGGUGGAUCAGCGGAUCGCGCACGAGGUGGCAGCGGCGCGGGGACGCAGCUACGAGCAGUUCUGUCCCGUCGGCCAGAAGAUCAUUGACGAGUCGGAAAUUCGGAAUCGCAUCGAGUUUACGCUUAACGCUUACGAAUCGUGACCAGUUUUUGUUUCAUCUUUUUGUAUGGUAAUAAAUGUUUGAUUAUGUCUAUCAUUUUGCACGUGAACUGGCCCAUUUUUAAUCCAACAAACCACCAAAAAACACCCCGGGAAAAAAACGGAGAUUGAAAGUCUGGAACAGACACUCUUAUCGGCGAACACUUCAUUCUCAGUUUUAUUCUGCGAUCUUGUGUAUUCGGUGAGUUGCGCCUUUUUUUUGCUCGUCUCCAAGUUGUUUUUUUUCGUCUCAUUUCCAGAAAGAAACAUGGCGGAGAACAGUGACACAUUGCUACACCUCGCCCGUCUGGGAUACAAUGUGCUGACGCCGAUCGUGCUUGCCGGAUACGCCGUCGCGCAGUGCGGUGGAAAGGUUUCACAAACGUUCGCGCAACCGUUCUCGUCAUUUUUGUUUUCGGGUUGCAGAAGAAUAAAGCUGGCGAGGCGGGCAGUGGGCCUGGCGGCGCCGAUGGAGCCGACGAGUCGCCGAAGCCCGAUGAGAAGAAGGAUGGGGAGAAGUCGGCGGCGGCUCCGCCUGCUCCGAAACCCGAUGCUCACAAAGCUCCGGCCGACAAGGACGCGGUGGCCGGCACGCACGACCCCAACUACCAGACUCUGGCCGGUGUCGACGCCAAUGUGUUCGCACAGAAGGACGGUGGAGCAAAGCCGGCUGGCGGCGGAGGAGCUCCUGCUGCUGCUGCUGCUGCCGGUGCUCCCAAGGCCGGCGGACCCGGAAUGGCCGGCACUCACGACCCGAACUACCAAACGUUGGCCGGAAUCGGAAACGACUGCUUCGAAAAGAAGGAGGGCGGCGCGAAGCCGGCUGCCGGAGGUGCGGCUCCGGCGGCCGGUGCUCCAAAGGCCGGAGGACCUGGAAUGGCGGCGACGCACGAUCCGAACUACCAGACUCUGGCGGGCAUCGGAAACGACUGCUUCCAGAAGAAGUGA